AUGGAUCAGUAUCUAGCGCUCACAUCCUCUGAGAAAUGGCAUAUGACCUUUCCUUUAGUGGGAGAAUUCGACAACCCCACACUGCUAAUGACCGCACGACAUCCCUUGCGUCACAGAAUAUACCAUAUAGCUUUUGAUGACUCUCAGCAACCGAGGAACAUGGAUCAGUCUCUGAAUUCGGUGCAGAGAGGUUCCCAGCGGUUCAAAAGGACCGAACAGAGCAACUCUCCGGCGAUUAUGGAGUCCAUUGACGCUUCUCUGUUGUGCAACAGCAGACUCAUGAACGAACCAUACUCGGAACCCCAUAAAUCAUCUGUAGGACUUAGACCCGAUGUAACGAUAACUUCAGAGUUUACUUCUCUGAAAUUGGGGCCCGAAGAAGAUACAAAUGGAGGCAGCUUCUUACUUAUUGAUGGCAAGGAGCUUUUGAAGGUUUCAUCUGUGGAACAGUUUCUGGGAAGACUCAGUUGUGAAGGAUCGACUCGAGUGAAGGUGGUGUCAGUCUUUGGGAACACCGGAGAUGGCAAAUCCCACACGCUCAACCACACGUUCUUUGGAGGUGUUGAAGUGUUCAGAACGUCUUCAGAGCAGAACUCUUGUACUCUGGGAGCCUGGGCUGCGUUUGACCCCCAGCUGAGGGUCAUUUGUCUGGAUACGGAGGGCCUCCUUGGUAACACCACUCAUGAGAACCAGCGCACGCGGCUGCUGCUUAAGAUUUUGGCAGUGUCAGAUCUGGUGAUAUACCGCACCCGUUCAGAACGACUUCAUCAAGACAUGUUUAGAUUCUUGGGCUCUGCAUCACGUGCCUAUACGCAGCAUUUCCAAUCUGCUCUACAGAAUGUAGGGCAGCGCAGUCAGUUUGGAGGCCCUCUUUCUGCACUGGGACCAGCAGUCAUCAUUUUUCACGAGACCAGACACACACGAACUCUGCAGACUUCUCUGAACGAGAGUGCUGAGGACUUCCUUCGCAGCCGAUUUGCUCAGAGCAAACUGGAGAUAGAAGCAUUUAGUUCUCUGCGCUAUGUGGGAAUUCAGACUACGCAGCCACCCACUGAUUUUUCGGAGCUCAGAGCCGCUGUCCAAGCUGAGUUGGAGAACACUGCUGUUCGCUCUCCAAGGCAACCUCAAGUUGUUUAUCAUACACUGAAACUGCUGAAUGACAAGUUCAGUGGAGAAAUCGCCAACACAGCCCCAGUGUUGUUUCCAGACCAGUAUUUCACCUGUCCAGUUACCUGUAUGUCGUGCGAACAGCGAUGCGAUCGGAGCAUGGGCCAUCUCAAAGAAGGUCUUGCACACUGCAGUGCUGCGAGAUGCCGGUAUCAGCACCAAUUUGAAAACCGGCUCUAUGUGUGCAAAGCAUGCCAUACCAAUGGCAAAGAAGUUGUGGUGCAGCCAAGGGUGGUGUCAUCACUUGACACAUCGUGGGUGGGGUUGGCGAAGUACGCGUGGUCCGGGUAUGUCAUAGAGUGUCCUUAUUGUGGAGAAAUCUAUCGCAGUCGUCAGUUCUGGUAUGGUAACAAGAAUCCUGAAGACAUUGCUGUGAGAACGGAAAUCACACAUGUGUGGCCUGGGAAUAACCCAUCAAUGGUGGGUAGUCAAAAUGCAGCUCAGAAAGUGUUAGAUGGAGUCUCAUACGUCACAGAAGCUGUUGUCAAUGUGGGAUCACCUCCCACCCGAAUCAUAUCAUCUUGGGUAGCAGACCAGAUAGCUCCCAAAUAUUGGCGACCCAACCAUGAAAUUAAGAACUGUCAUAAGUGCGAGAAAGUGUUUGGGCUGCUAGACAGCAAGCAUCAUUGCCGUGCAUGUGGUGAAGGCUUUUGUGAAGAUUGCUCUAACCGCACCAUGCCUGUACCAGACCGAGGUUGGCUUUCUCCAGUAAGAGUCUGUGAAGGAUGUUACACAAGAGAGGUGUAUUUUGAUGCUCCAGCUGCACCUGCAGAGCGAUGUGCUGCCCCACCUGCUGCACAGGACGAAGUUGAUGACACGGAAGUGCGUGCACGCAAGUACAGUGAAGCAGUUGUUAGCACUCUCAGUACAGUUGCUUCAGUACUUGAGUAUCCCAGAGGACUCAUCAAGGAGACUGCGCGACCCACAUACUGGGUACCAGAUUCAGAGUGCAUUAAAUGCUGCUGUUGUGAAGGGGCUUUUGGACCACGUUUGCCUCUGCACCACUGUCGCGAGUGUGGUCGCGGUGUGUGCCAGUCGUGUUCCACCAGUCGGCGGCCUGUGCCAUUGCGGGGUUGGGAUGCCCCAGUGCGCAUUUGUGACCAGUGUGCCAAAAAAGACUGAUAUUUGAAACAGGGAACUUUCACUAUGUAAGUUCUUUAGGUUUUAAUCUCGACACGUUUACUGUGUGGAUUUGUUUUUUCUUAUCGGAUGUAACAACAAUGAAGCUCCAGCACUGUGGAGAUUUACUGUUGAGAUUUGAGUUUUGUACAUUGUUUCUUACUUUGUGUGCAACUAGAUAAGUUCAGUUGUGUCAACAGCAUGAAUUUGCAAACAGAUUCGGGGAUAUUCUGAACUGUUUAAUCCCACCAGAGCUGCCCAUUUAUUAUUCAUAUUAAGGUGGCAGAUAGGGAGUGAUUUUGACUACCAAUGGGAAGAAUUCGUUUACAUUAUAUUCUUUAUCACAGAAUCAUUGUGUUUGUUAAGUUGUGUAUUUUUGUGUCCACAUCCAGUUUUAUUCAAAAGGGAACAUGAUUCUGUUUUAAUUUUAGUCUGUGUGUGCAAUCUUUACAUUUUUGCACUUAGUGCAUAUCGUGUCUCUUAGAACAGGUUCAUGUUUCCUUUGCAAUGGUUAUAGGAAAGGUUUUGAUUUUAUGGUUUAAUCUGAGAAAUAUGUUACUAAGGGUUGCCAAGUCUUCCUGAAAGGAAUACACACACACACACACAUUCAUUUUGAUUGUGAGAUGAAGGGUGGAAUAAAAAAGAAAGGAAAAAAACAUAAAACCCAAAAAUACAGAAAUUGGUAACCUUAUUAUGUAGCAUAAUUUUCUCUAGUUUCAGUUUUUUACAGGUUCAGUUUAAGUGUCUCGAGAAUUUGUUUCGGACCCAGGGAUUGCCUUUUUAGUUUUAUUAAUUGGAUAUUUUUUGAAAGUAUCCUUCAUGAUACCAACUUUUCAAUUCUCAUGGGUCAUAUUUUUUCUAGUACCAAAGUUCAUUGUUGAGUUUUUUUCUUGUAUCUGAGAAUUCUUUAAUAAAUACUUUGCCAGAUGGCAAAAAAUGAAAAAGACACAAUAACAGUUGUUGACUUUGGAACACUUCAUCUCAGUGAGAAGUACGUGUAUUUAGUAUUUUUGAAAUGAGAUGAAAUUUUCCAAGCUUUUUAUUGGUUGUUAAAUAUAAAAUUGGGCAUUGAUAGCCUGGAUCCUUCAUACACAUCUAAAUACCGUGAUUAUUUAAUGUAAUAUACUUUCUUCUUGGCCAAAGAUUGUCCUCAGAUCAGAUGAAGGAUAGUUUGUUAUUAUUAUUAAUAUUAUUAUUUUAUUAUUUUUAUUCUUAUUGCAGUAUCUCAUUUUUGUAUUGGAGUAAUUCAUAAGGUACUGCUUUGUUUCUUUCAUAAUGGAAUUUUAAAGACUUAAACUGAGUUUGUUCCUAAGAAUUGAACAUAUUUUACAUACAAUGUAGUAAAAUGAGAAAAAAUUUUAAUAUCCCGCUCUUCGGUUUAAGAGAAUUUUUGUAGAAAAAUUCUUAUAGUGUGUUAUGGAAGUAAGUCAGCGUGGCUUCUACCUAAGUUUCUAGUGGACAGAAAUGACAUUCACAUUGUUCUAAAUAGUGCAAAGAAAUGUUACGUUAGUUAUGUAUUGUGUUUGUGAUAAAAUAAUCGGCACAGGAGUGGUGCUAGUUUAACAAAGACUGUUUUUAAAUUGGAUCUUGAAUCGAUUCUGAGCCGUUUGUUUAUGCAGUUACUAAAGAUGUGAUAGAGAGCAUUUGUUACAGCUGGAGAAGUUCCAUUUAGAAAGAUCUUUGUUUUCUGAUAGCUAAUGGAGCUUAAAUAUCCAUGAGAAAUUAAUUAUUUAAUCAAUGGAAAAAUUAUCAUUACACAUUAAAAAAUAAGAGCAUGGCUAACUAUUGUCUCUUCUGAUUGUUUGUCAAUUAUUUUCUAAAUAAUUUAACAUCUCUAGUUUAGGUGAUUGUUUUGUUAAUUUUUCGUAAUAUAGUCAUCAUUCCACAUUCAGUUAUAUUCGUUUGCACCUAGAACCACUUUGCUUUGGGCCGUAAUAUCUGCAUUUUACAUUUUGCAUUUUAAAAGAAUUAAAAUAGUCUUCAUAAAUAUAAUUGUAGUCCAUAAACACCAUUCUGACUGCUUUAUCACUUAGUGUUGUUUUUUUCUUAGACUGAAGCAGUUAUUUUUCAAUAGUUACCAUCAAUGUAGGGGAUUUAGCUCAAAAGUGCUAAUGAAGAGGCACAAUAUAACAAAACAAAAAAAAAUAAAUAAAAUUAUUAUUUGGACUUAUCAAAUGUAAAUUUAAUUGGCUUGAAUGCUAAGAUAAUUUGUAAUAUCAGUGAAACAGAAGAAAGGAUACCAGAAAACACAUUGUGAGAAUGACAUAGUUGAGAGUUGUAGUUGAGAGAUCCAGUGAUUGUCCGACAAUGAGUUAUUUUUGGUCAAUAAUUGCUCUUGUAUCAGAUUAUAACUAUAGAAAAAUGCAAUGCCUAUUUUAAUUCCUAAGGAGAUUUGUUGAGAGUUGAUAUGUACUCUGAUUGCUGUACUGAAUUCUUCUUAACAAUUCCUCUCAAAAAUAUACUGAUUGGUUAACUGAAAAAUCUGGAAUUCUAAAAGUAAAUCGAAGUAAAUACCAAUAAAUUGAAAAAAAAAAGAAGAAAAUUCAAUCCAUUUUAAAAAAUAUUCUCUUCAAUGUCUGGAUAAUUGUGGAUCUAGUGACUUGUAUGGGUUAUGUUUUGUAAACUGCACUAGCACAUUGCCUUCAUAAGGCAUUUAUGUGUAUUUGUUGUUUCCAUUUUGUAAUGGAGUCUUAAGGUAUUUCAUGAAAUUAUUCAGCAUUCAUAACUUGUACAGUAUUGAAUGGGUUUGUUUGCAUGCUGUAAGAAUAAGAUCUUCAAAUUCUCCAUGUCUGUACUUAUGAGAUGUAUGGGAAUGUUGGGAAGAGAGUAAUGGUGAGUUAUUACCUUAUUUCUUAACCAACUUCUUUUUUCAUUCAUUACCAUCAUGUGCCAUUUUGCCAUAAUGGAAUUUAUUACAUCUGUUAUAAGUGUCUUAGAAUAUGUAGUGGAGUGAAGUAAUUGGUAGUAGUUUUGUAGAAUUUGUGUGUUAUUGAAUGUAGCCUUUCUUCAAAAAUCAUUCACAUGGUGUUCACAAUUGUUUAGCUAACAAUAUUUGCCAAAUUGUAAUCCGGAAUAAUUCAGAUUGAAAAACUGCCGACAUAAAAUUACCAAUGUGAUCCAAUAGCUAACAAAAAGAAAACAAUUCUGUAACAAAUGUCGUGAUUUUUAAAAUGUACAAGGGAACCAGAAAAAGAGAUUUAUAAUAUUAUAGAGGUGUUAUUAUUGUGCACAUAACAAUAGCUUAAGAAAUUAGUGUAAUAUUGUGACUUGUGUUUCAGAGUACACAACAUUUAUCUCAAUACAUUCCUUAAUUUUUGUGUAGUUUUCAAGGGUAGAAAAUUCAGUAUUUGAGACUUGUUUCAAGGAAAGUUUUUUUAACACUGAAAUUAUAGUAAAUGUAAUAAUUAAUAAGUUGUCAUUGUUGUGUAACAUUUGUACUCUUUCUAAUACUAAGUGUGUUUUGUCAGUGAAGUUUUAAUUUUCAAACUUAUGAAGAUUUUGAAUAGUAAUAAUUUUGGAAGACUUUUGGAAAGUCGAUUAAUGUGUGAAAAAUACAAAUUUUAUAAUUCAAAGCUUUAGGUGAAACAAGUAAUGAAGAUAAAAUUGACUGCUUAGUUUUUGUUUGCAGAGUUGAGGAAUCUAAUUUUGAUUGAAGGCCAAGACCUCAAAAAUACUUUUGUAUUUGAAGACAACUAAAAUUGAAAUAAACAAUUUUAAUGAAGUUCAGAUAAUAAUUACAUCUUUUGUCUAUAGUUUAAUUUUCUACAAUAAUGACAGUAGUACAGAUGGGUUUGUUACAUUAAACAAUGAUAAAUUAUUGUCUUCUUAAUUUUCUUUGUUCUUGCAGCUGUAGAAUUUGUGGAAAUAUUUUUUUUAUUUGAAAUCAGGGUGUUGCAAGCAGACUUUGUUGUGUUUUAUGGGAAUGGUGUUUUGAAAUAGAAAUACUCUGAAACUAUACUUGCUUUUUGCAUGAUCAAGUAUUUUUUUAAGAUUUGCUCACUGAAAGUUCAGAUACAUGAGUGAAUCUGUCUUGAGUUUACAGUCAUUUUGCAGUUGCAGCAUGGUAGUUUUGCCAGUUUGUGUUUAAAUGCAAGUAUUAUUGAUAUAUUUUAUGACAGGAUGUGUCUACUUUUGUAAUAUCUUUAUUUAGAAUAUUCACUUUUAAUUACAAUUUCUAACUACUUUCUUCAGGACAUUAAUUUUUGUCUAAUAAUGAAGAUUUCUUUUUCCAGGUAACAGAUUUUUAAUGCAUUCUGUGGCUUUGUUAUGACUGGCUGUGAUGACUAAAAUGUUUUGUAAUUGAUCAGAAGUUGGUAAUGUAAGUUUUCAAAGAAACAAGUUUAUUCUUUGUCAGAACUUAAAAAUUGUAUAAAAGCAUAGGCAUCUGCGGCUGAAGUCAGUAUCUACUUGGUUGUGUGGGGAGAUGCUGUGGCCUAGACACUAAUGCCAACAUUUUGGAUGUGAUCUUCUUCGAUCAUCCAGCCAACUGGUUGUCUGGAAGAGGGGAAAAUCCUUCUAUAUAUUCUAUAUAAUAUAUAUGCACAGUCCACACAUUUUGCCCUGAGGAAGUUCUAACUUGGUGGCCAAAAUGAUGGUAUUUGUGCAUAGGUUGUGGCAUCUCAUGGACAGCCAAGUAAAUGCUUUAAUAUUUUAUUUUGUAUUUUUAAAAUCUUUAUUUCUAUCUAUUGGUGUGCGAUAACAAAUUUCAGUUGAAUGUUAAUGUACGUGUUAAAAUUGUAUGAACUUUCGUGUUCAGCUAAGUUAUGUAAGCUGUCUCAAGGCCACACUGUGUAUAAAAGAAUGGUUAACUCAUAAAAUUGAAUGGAAGAGCAUCCUGUCUUUUGUGUGAUUUACAAUAAUUAUAUGUGUAUCCAUACAUAAAUAUAUAGAGUAUUUAAUGAUUCAUAAAUGAGGUACUGUGGUUUGUGGAGAAGGUAAACCUUAAAUAAAGGGCACAGUUAGUAAGUUAAUCUGUUUUGUUCUCUCAGUACCCAUAAUUAAAUUGUAAUUACUGUGAUACUAGACCUUAAAAUUAGCACUUGCUGCUAAGCGAUAGAAUCAUUUGAUUGGUAAUUUUGAGCUCCAGCAAAACUACACUUUUAAUGUGUUGUGAAGAAUUGGAACCUUCACUAAUACAUGUAAUGUGGUAGGGUUGUAAUUCAGUACAUAUCUAGGAACUCUGUUCCAGGUCAAUGAAACAAACACAUGCUAUCCUCAUGCAUGCUUACAAGUGCUAAAACCUGUAUUUAAAAUCUAUAUUUAAUAGUGACUUAGUUCUAAUUUGAAGAAUUUGUGCUAUAGUGGUUAGAAUCGGUACUCAGUCCUUACUUUAUCCAGAUAAAAAUAACAAUAACGUAGACAUUAAAUGUACCAAAAGCAAAACGUCCACAACAAAAACAACAGAAUAAAAAAUAAUUCUAAUCCUGAAGUGAUUCAUCUGAAGGUAUUGAGAAGACAAUUUUUCUGUUCAAAUGGUUGAUUUGUUUUUGUUUCAGUAUUGUUUAAUUUUUUAGUAAUUAUUAUUUAGUGUUCAUUUUAAAAAUUGAUUUUAUUUAGGAUAAAAAUUUGCAGUUUCUUAAUCAAUCCCGUGGUCAUCUCUGAAGGUGUAGUUUUGAGGUAAAUUCUUGAUGGUUUCAAUGAAUUUUCAAGUUGUUUCAGUGUGUUGGAACUCUUAUCUGAAUUAAAUGGUGGCUUAUACAAAUUUGAAGGGCAUGUGUUUCAAUGAUAAGAAUCUGUGUACAUGACAUACGUCACCUAGAAAACAACACACAACUGGAUUCUUAAGCAAAUUUUGAGAUUAUUCGUAAUAUUUCUACUAUCAUUUUUAUUUUUCAAAAUAUUAGGAUCAUGAUGCUCUUGUAUUGUUUUUACACAGUGCUAAUUUUCCUUGCAUUUUAACACUUCAAUGUGCUUUCUUUCUUUUAAGUAUAUAACAAGGACAGGAAUUAUUCUGUGGUUUUUCACUUCUUAAUAUUACCAGUUAAAAUAGGUGUAGUUUUAUUAUUUGGUUCAGUCUCUAGGAUAGGUGGCUGAAAGAGAAAUGUAAAUGAAAUGUUAAAAAUUUCAAAUACAAUCCGCAUUCUUAUAAAAUGAAGAAAUUAUAGAACUGCAAAGAUAUUCUUGAUUUGGCAUUAUUGAUGAAGUAUUUUGUCAGGAUGGUCUAUUAAGAUUGAAAAUAUUGUAGAAGCAAUAUCCUAAUCUCUUGAAUGGAAUCUUUUCAGACAUUUGCAUGUAUGUAUGAGUGAUAUGCACAAAAAGUCUUUUGGAGUAAAACGGAAUUAAAAUGAAAGAAAAAUUCAGUACCAGUUACGAAGCAACUUCAGAGUAAUCCAUUUGUUGCUUUCAUUGAUCUAACAAUAUUGACAUGUAAUUAUGAAGAAAAUACUGAAAUAUUUCAUAAAAAUGUUAAAUUGUUCUUAUCAGAGAAGCUUGAGAGUGUGUUAUAUAGAAAUAAAAAUAUUACUUACAAUUUCUGGACUUGAAAUCUUGAGUGGGUAAUGGAAUCGAGUACAAUAGCUUACAAGAAAGAAGUGUAAUUAGGGGCAGGAAAAAUUCUCAUCUGAUUUGUAAUGUGCUUAUCAUGAGAGCAGUAUUUGGUAACUGGAAAUUUGUGUCUGGCAGUUCAAAAAAUUUUGCAGCUUAAUUUUAGAAUUAACUAAAUUAAUUUGUAGACACCAAUUAAGGAACAUUACUGUAAGGAAAAUGUAAAUUACCUUCUGAUAUUAACUUAUGCAGUGAUCCCAUGUGGAAUUUUGGGUUUUCAAGUACACAAAUGUUUCUUGUGAAGCUCCAAUUAAAUUUAGUGCCAGACCCAUGCAUUAGAUAUUGUAAGUUCUCAAUGAAAUAAUCCAAUUUGUAUAUAUAAGAAUCAAUGAUUUGAGGUUCACCUAGGACCUGGACAAGGUGACUUCAAUCAUAUACUACAAUGAAAAUAAGAUUGACACUUUUAGAAGCUUAUCCAAUGGAACAUCUGUUUCCUUCUUGACUGGAAAAUAUAAUGAUUCAUACAUUAAUGCCUUGAUACCUUGAAAAAAACCUGCAAACUUCAUUUUACUUUUAAUGAACACAUUACUCCCAAGGCUUCCUGAUAAGUGCAAUAAUUCUGCAGCAAAUUGAUGCACUAAAGCUUUGCUUAUUUUGAGAACUUCUCUUGCUGGUGAAAUCUCACAAAUACAUUGUCCUGUUCAGACAACCCUGCUGCAACUUGUCAUUUAGUUGAUGGUCAGCCAGAAGACAAUAUUUAUACAUUAUUUUGUAUCUUAAUAGGAAGUUUGUGUAGACAACUGAUGGUAGCUUUUGCAUCAUAAAAUGUGUUCAUUAUUGACUUGUGUACCAAAUGAAUCUUGUUCUUACUUAGAAUGUGUUGCAUUGAGGGAUAGUGCAGGGAUCUAUAUAAAAAUAUUGAGUAUAUUUGGCUUUCAUUACUUGUAGUGAAAUUUAAUAUGUACCUUUUUCCAACAAGUGUUCUUUUUUAUAAAAUGUGUACUAAUUAUUGAAUUUACUAUUGAAAGCUUUCAAGUGAAUAAUUCACAAGUGACAUAUAUCUAUUCAGACUAUUUUAAUUGAUGCCCCCAAUCUAUCAUGAGCUAUUUUAAACUGCUCUAAAUUUUCUCUAAACUGAUUUCAAUACCCUGUACUUUUGUGUUAAAUGUACACUUUGACAGUAGUAGUUAAGAUUUUAUAAAAGACUUUAUAAGACUUAGUUUCUCUGUUGCUCAAUGAGUUUAUGCAAAAUGUAUGUAUAUAUAUAUAUGGUAGAACAACUUGUAAAUAUAUUUGUAUGAAAUUGCAGGAUAUUUUUCUUAAAUAUAUUUUUUAAUCUUGUAUGUUCUGAAAUACCAACAAAAUUGUAUUUCUAAACAUUGAUAUCAUAUAUAUUUCAAAAGAGAUGUCUACAAAUAGAAAUUGCAUAGUGUAUAAAUAUUGUCGGAUAUUGGUAUUACUAAUUGGUUGCUGCACCUCAGGGUUUGGUUGACCUCACGAAUGACAAUAACAUAAAAUAUUAAAUAUUAUAUUCACACAUGUAUUUGUAAAACAACAUUGCUAAUACAGAUCUCUACUGCUGUGA
This is a messenger RNA of Gryllus bimaculatus (two-spotted cricket), 10354 nucleotides long. NCBI's taxonomy places the organism in Eukaryota, Metazoa, Arthropoda, Insecta, Orthoptera, Gryllidae. The record is from the annotation of a GenBank genome assembly.